Drosophila novamexicana is the source of this 3909-nucleotide messenger RNA. RefSeq names its product cyclic AMP response element-binding protein A (gene CrebA). Gene Ontology annotation, molecular function: cAMP response element binding; DNA-binding transcription factor activity, RNA polymerase II-specific. The record is from RefSeq and is a predicted model, not a curated record. The coding region runs from base 626 to 2188 and encodes 520 amino acids. Lineage: Eukaryota; Metazoa; Arthropoda; Insecta; Diptera; Drosophilidae. Gene Ontology annotation, biological process: regulation of transcription by RNA polymerase II. The transcript is spliced from 6 exons.
AUAAUAAAAAAUAAAAGAAAAUCGCAAUUAAAAACAAAAUUAUAAUUAAUAACAAUUUUUUACGAAAACCUAGUGAAUAUCGAAUGUGUUGGAUAAAAUCGUUAAAUAUAUAAUUACAACAACAAAAAAUUCCCCCAACGAACGCGUGCAACAAGUUUAAUCCAGCUACAAGUUGUAAACCAAGUUAGAACUAUACACAUACAUAUACAUAUGUUCGUACACACAUACACACACACACACACAAGCACUCGCUCGCGCUGCGAUACACACAAACACACACACGCACACACGCGCGACUUUAACAAUGUCAAGUGAAAACAUUCUUUGGAAGCAACAGGUUUCGCCCUAAUAAGUGUUAUAGAGAAGCGCGUCCAGAACUGUUGUCGACUAGCUUUAGCCAGAAGGAAAGGAAUUUAUAUACAUAUAUAUACACAAUAUAUAUUUGAUAGAGAAGAAAUUGAGGAAAACUAAGAAAAGCGUGUGACUGCAACCAGUUGGAACGAAGUCGAACACCGCAAAAAUCAACUGAAAAUAUUAAAUUAAAAAAAAAAAAAACAAAACCUUAAAAGUUCUUAGAGCGCGAAAAAAAACAUAAAUAAAUAAGCAAACAAUAGCAAACCUCAGCAUGGACUCGUUUUACGAUGGCGACCUCAAAGAUAUAUGGGACUCCGAUCUAGAUCCGACGGAAUCCUUGAAAAUUAGCAGUGAUCAUGAUAUGCACGAUUGGUUUUACGAUCGUGAUGUCAAGGAUCCGACUGUCAUACUUAACGACAAGCUCAUCUCCGACGCGCUGCUCAAUGGCACGGGCCCAAUCAAAACGGAGCAUUCCUAUAGUCUCAACAGCGAUGGUGACUCCCUGCCCGAUUCACCAAAAAGCCUGCAGGCCAAGAUCGAUGAUAUGGAUGACGAGUGCUACUCCGGAAGUGGGCGCAUCACCAUCGAUCCAAAAUGCCUGACACUACACCCGCCCGCAAGAAACAGCCGCAGCACCGCCAUGCUGAGCAGCAUGAGCAGCGCCAGCGCCAGUUCCGCAUUGAGCACAGCCAUUACGGAGUUGGCGGCCGCAUCCACAGCGCUCGCACGCAGCAAUGCCGAGGUGCAGCAGCACAGCAGCGGCAGCAGCAGUGGUAACGGCAGCAUGAACGUUUCACUGGAACAUUUUCAACUACCUCAACACUUGGCGGAAAUGUACGACGACAACGAUUGCAGCUCAUCGGUGUCAUCGGCCCGCGAGGGCAGCAUAUCGCCGGAUAUAUGCUCAGACAUUGAGAUCGAAGAGGCGAUCAUUAAGGAUGAGCCGAUGUCGCCAGAUUCCAGCUGCCCCGCCAGUCCAAACUCACAGAACAGCAGCGCCCAGCAGCUGAGCCUUAAUCUGGCCAAUUUGCAGCCAGAAUUGCUCUUUGACCAAAAGCACGGUGGCCUUCUGCUUGCCACCAGCAGCAACAGCCUCAUCAAAUCCCAGCAGCAACAGCUCUUGCUUGGCCAGGGCAGCCAAAGCCUAAUUCUGCCCAAAAUGGCCAUAAAGAGCGAGAAAGAAAGCAACGCCAGCAACAGCACGGGCAAGUCACAUGCCUAUGGCAUUCCGCUGACACCGCCUUCCUCUCUGCCCAGCGAUGACUCGGAAGGUAAUUUGUCACCGGAACAUUUGUAUGCGCCACUGUCGCCCAAUGCUUCCGUUUCCAUAUCCGCCGUGACUAAUGCAGCCGCCAAUGGUGAAACCGCAAACAAUGGGAGCACGCGACGGGCUGCUGCCGCCAUAACCCGCGCCGCCAGUAGCAAUGGUGCCUCCAACACGGCCGCACCAUCGACGCGGCAGCCCAUACACACACCGUUAAUCAGCUCACAGCCGAAAGGCUCAACGGGCACUCUGCUAUUGACAGAGGAAGAGAAACGCACGCUGCUCGCUGAGGGCUAUCCGAUACCACAGAAGCUGCCACUCACCAAAGCCGAAGAGAAAUCGCUCAAGAAGAUACGACGCAAAAUUAAAAAUAAGAUCUCUGCUCAGGAAAGUCGUCGUAAAAAGAAAGAGUACAUGGAUCAGCUGGAACGGCGAGUGGAAAUUUUGGUUACUGAGAAUCAUGAUUACAAGAAACGCCUCGAGUCACUGGAGGAGACCAAUGCCAAUCUACUUAGUCAGCUGCACAAAUUGCAGGCCCUAGUUAGCAAGCACAAUGUGAAAAAGUCCUAAACCUGAUACCAAGGCCCAAAGCUGGCCACGGUUCAUGUUUGCCUGCCUGCCCGAGAGAUAUUUUAUUUUAUUUUAUUAUUAUUAUUUUAUUUCGUUGUAUCGAAAACAGAACGAGUUUCGAGUGAAAGAGUUUGUUUGUUUAAGAAUUUAUCGGUUUAGAAAGAACAUUUUUAUUUUGGCUUUUUGGUUAGCACAAAGCGGUAAACAUUCCCCCAAAAUAACCCUGCCAGCAUCUCUUAAGAUUUAGCAGCCCAUAACUGAAACCAUAUACAAAUAUAUAUGCACUGUAUCGUUAAUGUAUAAUUAGCUAUUUAUAGUUUGUAUCUUAUAUUAUUAGUCAUGCAUUCCUGUUAUAUAACCUGAUAUAAAGAGUAGACAUAAUGAUCAGCAACCAACAAGCUCAAAUGAAACCCACAUAAUCAGCGUCUAAAGAGAAGCUACAUUAUAAUAUUGUUAACAACAACAAACACCAAAAACGCAUAUGGCAUGCUCAGAUGUGGGCUCUAAGAAAACAACGAUUCGAUUUGAUUUAAGAGCAACGACAUGUACAUUAUGUUUUAAUAAUGCUUGAUUGUACAAACUACAUUCAGAGCUGUUUUUCCGCAUGCGGAACGGUUUUUUGAAUUUUGUUUGUCAAGACUCUUGUUCCUUUAUACGAUAAAUUUCUCUCAAAAGAAAAAAAAAAAUCAAAAACAUAGCAAAUGCAAAAAAUGAUGAGUAAAAAUCGACAACAAUUCCAUAUAUUAACUAUGUAUGAAUUAUGCUUAUGUAGCGCAUACUUCUCAUACAUAUUGACGAACUAUGUUUUUACGCAGCAUUUAAGUUUUUUUUUUGUUUACCAGCCGCAACUGGAAUCGUCAAUUGAAUUUUGAAGCUAAUUAGUUGAAAUGAUGCCUCGAAAUUUACAUUGGUAUGUUGCCUGGACAAAUUAAGCAAUUUCCGAGCCAAUUAUAAAAAAAAAAAGAAAAAGAAAAUAUUGUUUGUUAAGUUUUAUAAUUUAAGUGAAGCGCUGAAGCAAAUAGAAAGCAAAUAGCAUUACAAUGGCAACAACUACAAUAACAUUUACUUUGCAGCAAAGAUUUUGUUUAAUUAUUUUAACAAUUGAAUUUAAUGUUAUAGUGCAAUUAUUUGGCAUAACUAUUCUUGUUUUCCACAAUCUAUUUUACUAAUAUAUAAUAUUUGUAUGUUUUGUCAUGUAUGAGUCAUUUUAGUUUAUAUUAGUUGAAUUUACCAUACACAAAAUUUACUUAAACCAACCUUUAAGCGUAAAUUGAUUUCUUAUCAAAUCAUAUAUCUAAAUGUAUAAUUACUGUAGCUAUUUUAAUGUAUAUAAAUCAUGCGGACGAAGUUGUGCAAUUGUUAGUAAAAUUUUAUAUACAAAUUCUAUAGAAAAUUACAACAAAAUCAAGUUGAUACCAAUUUCUAAACGACAUUUGUGCAAUGAAAAAUUUUAUUCAAAUGCGUUAAAAAUAAAUUGAGAAAUACAAUAUAUUUAUACAAACAUGUUAUAUAUAAAUAUAUAUAUAUAUAUAUAUAUAUAUAUAUAUAUAUACAGUAUGUACCAUAUGACCAUGUGUUAUAUUUUGGCUACAACAUUUUUAACGCUUAAAAAAAAUUGAGAAAAUAUUGAGAAAAAAAAUUGUAAAACAUUUAAUUGGUUGCUGUAAUUGGGCAAAGUAAAAGUGCAAUUCCAAAUAAAAUUGAUACAACCAUAACAACAA